This is a messenger RNA of Pseudoliparis swirei, 4478 nucleotides long. It is a transcript of the gene cep68, whose product is annotated as centrosomal protein 68. The transcript is spliced from 9 exons. The coding region runs from base 1000 to 3060 and encodes 686 amino acids. NCBI's taxonomy places the organism in Eukaryota, Metazoa, Chordata, Actinopteri, Perciformes, Liparidae. The record is from RefSeq and is a predicted model, not a curated record.
AAUGGAUAUGAACGGUGGCUUGAAGAUCUCCAGCAAUAUGUUUGUGAAUGUGUGACGAAUCUGGUGAGCGAGACAGAGCCCCGCUGCAGAUGUUAAGAGAACACAACGCACGCACGCGUAGGGAAACCAGUAGGUUUGAAAACCAGUAGGGGUGUAACACCGGAACAACCCGUGGGUAAACUUGCGUGGACCGCCAUGACUUCUAAUACACAUGACUCAUGACAACGGGGCACAUGAAGCAUUUCAGUUUCAUCUGGGAUUCAACACUAUUUUUGAUAACGUGAGGUUAUUAUGCAUGUUACAUUUUCAAAUAUUACUACGGAAUAUGAGAAGUUUACCAGUUUUUGUUGUUGUAAUUGUACCAAAUAAGUGCCCCCUAAGAUGUGAAAUGGAAAGAAAACAAAUAUAUAUUAAUAGAGAUACUGUAUUUAAAAUGCCUAUGUAUGUAAUAGAUCAUAAGCAUCUUGAGUGUCUAGAAAAGUGCUAUAUAAAUUAUAAGAUGAAGCAUUUUAAACUAAAAUGUAUAGUUCAAUGUUCAUAUAUCUGUCAUUUUAAUGCUCAAACAGUCCCUGCAUGGUGUGUCGCAGACACUGCUGUCUUUUACAUAUUUAUAGGCACACAAUGCAGCUGAGCCAGCACCUUUUUUCUUAAAAACAUCACAAUAGUGAAUAGGAGACAAUAGUCUGUUGGGUUCUCGACGGGAUGCGUCCAACGUCUCUGACUGGUUCGCCGCGGCGGAUGGACAGCCGCUCUUCCUCUCGGUGCAGUGAGCACGGGCAGGUCUGAGCAUGCAGUCUUAAUGAGAUCGGUCAGGUGAGGAGCGUAUCGUUUCGCUGCCUGGACCCGGCUGCUUAGUGACCCCACACCAACAGUUCUCCUGUGCGGGUCUCGACUCCGCAACAUGACGGUCGUUCUUGAGGAGACGUGGGACGAAAAGCCACGCCACAAGCUCUCACUUCCUUCAAGUUGACAGGACCUUCCUUCUUUUAACUUUGUCCGAUGGAACGCAACCCGAGGUGGAAGAUGCAUCUCCCAGAGUUUAAACCUGGCCCGGGAUGGCCGAGUCCUACUCCCAAAGACGUGGAGAGAGGUGAGGUGGAGAGAGGGCGGGACAGAGGAGAACCGCACAAAGGUGUCACCAUGGCGCCCACGUCCAGGUGUCUGACCGGCAGACGGUACGUAACGAGGAGGCCUCUGUUUCCCGCAGAGCAACACGCCUCCAUCUUAAAGAAGACGCAUCCACAGAAGCACACAGAGAAGGAGAAACACUUGGGUGUUGGCAGCGGAGAAGACGAGCAGCAACGCGCUGACGCCAACAUCUUAACCGGACCAAGAGUGGAGCUGACCCCAGAGAGCUUCAGCCUCUCUCACAGUGACGUCUUUAGAACUGAACCGGGUUCAGCCCUGGGGGUCUCGGAUCUCGGGGCCACGCUGCGGGUCUCGGAUCUCGGGGCCAAGCUGCGCCAUGAAGAACACGCUUCUGGACACCCCGGCAGCAGAUCCGCUCAACGGAGCCUCUCCAGCUCCGCCCUGGAGGUCCAGAGACUGAGCCCACCUCGUAGGCCGCAGCUGACCUCCACUGUCCUGUAUCCUACCUACACCCCUCGCUCAGGGCACUCCACGCCAGGCCAGACCCAGGUCAGACUGAAGGGGAGGGAGAGAGGGACCUUCUCUUCCGGGGGAGACGUAAAGGGACUCCCGAUGUCCCCGCAUCAGGCGAACUACUGGGCCUGUGCCAUCCCCAAAGCUUUGCCUCCAUCUCCAGACAGACACUCUGCAGGCUGGGACCCAAACAGGGAGUACCAGGCCUUGCUGGACUACACCUACCCGCUGAGACCAGGACAGGUGGUCUGUGAGGGGGACGGCUCCAAGCUCCGGAGUGACUCCCUCCUCCAAACAGGCCGCCACCUGCAGGACUCUGGGAUCGAACUGGACCACCUCUGUAGCUCCACCAGCCUGUCGGGGUUGGACUUCUCUCUCGGCGCGGGUCACAGGUCACUUGACAAGCAGGGGUUCAACAAGUCAUCAGAAGGUCCAGACCCCAUGGAUCUGUCCCUGGACAGUUCUGACUGCAUUAGGAACGAAGGUGGAAUGAGUCUGUCUGACGGCCACUCCUCCAGCUCCGCCGCCUCCUCCCGAUGCGCCAGCGCUCUCCCGCGGCCCAGGGGUGCGUGCAGGGAAAUGGACGAGGAGUUCCGGCCCCUUCCGGAUCAACUGGAGGAGCUGCAGCUGCUGUCCAGACGGGUGAGGGAUGUGACUGCCCAGCUGAGCCGGCCUUUCACAACCAGCUGGGAGUCUUUGGAGCCAGGCGCCACCCCCACCCUGUCCCCCAUCCCGCCUGAGAAACGGGAGGCCGAAGACGAUGACGAGGAGGAGGAGGAGGAGGAGGCUACAGUCAGAGAGCUGGCUGGUGGCAAUCAAGACCCAGAUGAAGGAAAAGAUGAGAUGGGCAGAGAGGACAGGAGUGCUGCUCACACCGCUGAUCACAGGGACUCCGAGACAGUGAGGAGGACUUCUGGAGCCUGUGAGGAGCCUGGAGGAGACGGACGGGGGCCAUUCAGUCCCGGGGAGGUGGAGGUUUUGGCGGAGCAGCUGUGCGGCCUCACCCUACCCGGCGGCCGGACGAGCAGCCGGGACGACCGGGAGGGAAGUGACUCCCUGAUGCAACACAUCCAGGUCUUCGGCUCACACCUGGAGCAGCUCAUCCAGCAGCUAUACGCGGUGUCUGAGAAGAUGGAGCAGCUGGCUGCUCCCACGGUGGACAUAGACGACGUGAAGUCGUCCCUUGCUGAGUAUCAGAGUUUUCAGAGAGAGGUGAGCAGCCACCAGCCCCUGACCGCCUGUGUUCUGCACACCGGAUGGCUUCUCCUCGGCUGCAUCAACAGCACGUCUCCACUUUUGAGAGACGCCCUGCUGUUGAUCGAGAGGCGCCGCGGAGCCCUGGAGACCACCACCGAGCACUUCUUCUCCUCCAUCCUGUCCGCCAUGGACAGCCUCACCCGGCCCGGCCCGGUGCAACAGAGCAGGGGCCCUGCGGGGGCCCGGGGGGCCACUUUGUGAAGAGGCCGCACGCAGGACUCGUCUGUGACGGGUUUUAAUCCACUGACCGCGUUGUCGUUGUCUUACAUUCAUUCAAAUAAUUCUGCUUCAUAAUACAAGGCUCUCACUUAUGCGUCUUAUAUUUUCAACAUGUUCGGGUCAUGUGUGCCGGUCGGGUUUGAUAGUAUUAACGUCUGCUUGAUUCUUGCUCUCCAUUACGACGAGAAAUCAGUAGGGAAACUGUUUAGCGUCUACACUGAACCGACCACAGUGAUUGACAAUGCAUGGCAAAUGUUCUAUCAUACUUUUGUUUACUCAUGAUUACAAUCGCCAUUGCUAAUUCUGUAACUUCUAAUGGACACAGGAAAAACAGUUUGAACAUGUUGAGUGGAAUGAUGGGUGUUUAUUUUAUUACUUUGUCUAUUUCAUCUGAAGAUUUCUCCUAAAAUCACCAAAAGAUACCAUUUGAUGAUUCCUGAUUUGCCUAUUUAAAUACAAUUCAAUUCAGUGUAUUUUGUAUAGCCCAAUAUCACAAAUUACUAAUUUGCCUCAGAGGGCUUUACAAUCUACACAUACGACAUCCCUGACCUUUAACCUCAAAUCGGAUCAGGAAAAACUCCCAAAAAAUAGAAAAAAACCUUUCACAUGGAAAAAAGGGAAGAAACCUUCUUCAACGUGUAAUACAACGAACGUCUUAAUGGAAGCAAUUAACAAGGAAAGCUUCACGGUGAUAUUUAUUAGUACAUUUUCUUGCCCUAUUCACCUCUAGUGUCUUCAAAAUGUCAUUUUACAUCCUCCAGCCUCCACUUCUGGGGCACUUACCAAAAAGUUCCAUUCCGAUCUUUAUUCUGAAGGUUUUGGUUUCAGAUGUUUUUGUUCCUACAUCACUUGUGUUACGGAAUUAAAGAAUAUUGUAUUUCAAAAAACAUUGGUAGCUUUAAAGUCAAAAUAAGAACAUGGUAAUAAUGAAUUAUUACCAAUUUAGAUUGAACUUUUAGCGAUUGUAUCAUUUCUAUCAACACAUUUUUUUUUUUUAAUGGAUAACUAUUGUGGUGGCCAAUCCAUAUUUGAGGACACGAACAGCUCUGUGCCUGCAUCGCUCAGGUAUCAAUGACUUUGUAAUGUGUUCUUAUCAGCUGGUUUAACAGGACCGGUGGCCACCUCCCACCUGUCCAACAUUACACCCAUAUCCUUUUGAGACAUUUUCACUCAUUCCAAUGUCAUGUGUUAAGGUAACAAAUAUGUUGAAGGCUCAGCUCACCCUGCGGCUAGAACUCUAUGACGUUGCUGCCUCCACCACAAAAAUAUGUACAUGAUUGGAAGUUAGUUUGUGGUUCCCAUGGCAUUGCCAAAUGAUCCACCAUGUGAUUUAUUUCACUCAUAUCCCCUUUGGUUUUGUCUCAUUGUCUCAUUAAAUCAAGCAGUGUUUUUAAAUCGUG